GAGGCUGGGGGGGAAGGUUGAAUUCAAUCACCGAGGGCCACAGAUUUAACCAAUUGUGACUCUGUAAGGAAGCCUCCGUAGAAACCGAAGGGUGGGGUUCGGAGAGCUUCCUGGCUGGUGAACGUGUGGAGGUGCUGGAAGCACUUGGAAGCUCCUUCAGCUUCUCUGUGCCUCUCUUCCAACUGGCUGUUCCUGAGUUCCCUCUUUUUAUGAUAAACUGGUAAUCCAGUGGGAAAAUGUUUGGGAAGAUUAGGAACAUUCUAGAGAUAGAUGGUGGUGAUGGGCAACUGCCCAACUUCCAGCUGCCAACCUGCAUGUCUUUGCCCAAAGGCUUUCGCUGCCUGCUGGAGCUCGCUCUGCCAGCCACCAGCUGUGCCCCUCAGCCCAGCCAACAGGCUCAUACGUGCCACACAGGCAAAGACGUCCCUGCAUUUCCUCAUCCUGCCCGUGAGCACAACCUUCCUUCCAUACUCCUUCAGCCAAGGCCGCCUUUCCUUGCAAACCACUGGUCUUCUUCAAGUGAAUAUGCCCAAGGUGGUAUUGGAAUGCUAUGUAAGAAAGGACUUGGUCUACACCAAAGCCAACCCAACCUUUCAUCACUGGAAGGUCGACAAUAGGAAGUUUGGACUUACUUUCCAAAGUCCUGCCGAUGCUCGAGCCUUUGACAGGGGAGUGAGGAAAGCAAUCGAAGACCUUAUAGAAGGCUCAACCACAUCAUCCUCCACCAUCCACAAUGAAGCUGAGCUUGGUGAUGACGACGUUUUUACGACAGCUACAGACAGCUCUUCUAAUUCCUCUCAGAAGAGGGAACAACCCACCCGGACAAUCUCCUCGCCCACAUCCUGCGAGCACCGGAGGAUUUACACCCUGGGCCACCACCACGACCCAUACCCCACGGACCACUAUCACCUCGAACAGCCGAUGCCCAGGCCCUACCGCCAGGUGAGCUUCCCGGACGACGACGAGGAGAUCGUGCGCAUCAACCCGCGGGAGAAGAUCUGGGUGACGGGCUACGAGGACUACCGGCACGCGCCCGUGCGCGGCAGGGCCCCGGACCCCGCCGAGGACGCGGACUCCUACGUGCGCUUCGCCAAGGGCGAGGUGCCCAAGCACGACUACAACUACCCCUACGUGGACUCCUCGGACUUCGGCCUCCGUGAGGACCCCAAAGGGCGCGGGGGCGGCGUGAUCAAGACCCAGCCCACGCGGGGCAAGUCGCGGCGGCGGGAGGACGGCGAGCGCUCCCGGUGCGAGUACUGCAGGGACAUGUUCAACCACGAGGAGAACCGGCGGGGCCGCUGCCAGGACGCGCCCGACGCCGUGAGAACUUGCAUCCGCCGGGUGAGCUGCAUGUGGUGUGCGGACAGCCUGCUCUACCACUGUAUGUCGGACCCCGAGGGCGACUACACAGACCCCUGCUCGUGCGACACCAGCGACGAGAAGUUUUGCCUCCGGUGGAUGGCUCUUAUCGCCUUGUCCUUCUUGGCCCCCUGUAUGUGCUGUUACCUGCCCCUCCGGGCCUGCUACCACUGCGGCGUGAUGUGCAGGUGCUGCGGCGGCAAGCACAAAGCGGCCGUGUGACUCCGCGCCCCGCCCUCCCCGCCGUGCACCGCCCCGAGGGAGCUUGUCUCCCACACACGCUCGUCCUCUCCCCUGCCCCCCGGGGCGCCAUUCCAGCCUGGGGCACCCUCUGGCGGACUCGGCACCUCCCAG
This is a messenger RNA of Eptesicus fuscus (big brown bat), 1713 nucleotides long. It is a transcript of the gene SPRED2, whose product is annotated as sprouty related EVH1 domain containing 2. Bases 271 to 1581 code for a protein of 436 amino acids. Gene Ontology annotation, biological process: negative regulation of MAPK cascade; multicellular organism development. Gene Ontology annotation, cellular component: membrane. Lineage: Eukaryota; Metazoa; Chordata; Mammalia; Chiroptera; Vespertilionidae. The record is from RefSeq and is a predicted model, not a curated record. The transcript is spliced from 9 exons. Gene Ontology annotation, molecular function: protein kinase binding.